Molecule: messenger RNA, 495 nt
Organism: Peronospora matthiolae
Lineage: Eukaryota; Oomycota; Peronosporomycetes; Peronosporales; Peronosporaceae
Source: the annotation of a GenBank genome assembly
AUGGCAGAAGGCCGCACAAAGGUGAAGAUCGCGCUGAAUGGCUCAUUGGUUUACUACUUUGAUGUAUAUGUGGGUGACCAAGUGGGACAAAAACCAACUCUAGGGAUGAAUUUCAUGGUACCGGCUGGAAUACGCCUUGACCUGGCAGACGGAACAGUGUGCUUGCCGGACGAAGUCAGAAUUAAACUGGAAGGUAGGAGAUCACCGUAUGGGAUGAAGAUACAACUAAUUGAUGCGGAUGAGAAGUAUUUGGCGAUACCGGUGGGUGACUCGGUGGAGGUCAGUGUUGGUCGGGGGCCACUGCAGUCGAUAUUGUGGUUAACGCGCCACGCACGUUGGGCAGCCACGGCUAUGACCGGACCCGGAAUGCUUACGUACCUCCUCCCUAACGACCCAACCGAUCAAGAGGUGAUUAUCCAACAGGGGAAGCCGUUCGAGCAAUGGAUGCCGGCGGACAUGAUACCACGGUCACCCGGGUAUGUGUCGGUAGGGUAA